AUGACAACAAGAGCGCACCGUAUUUUUAACAUGGUACCACCUAUAAAUGACCCUCGAGAUGGACAGCAAUCUCCGUCAACUUUCGGACUUAGUGAAAUGGAUUCAAGUGUCAUUCAGACUGACAAUAUUAUGUAUCAUGAAUAUGAGACUGAUGACGUUAAUUCUCUACCGGACAGUCAGUUUUCUUUAGAUAUUCUGAAAACCGGUGAAGAUAACGAAGAUAUUCAAGCAACGCCUCCAAAACACAGAAUAUUCAAUAAACCAUCUUUAGUCAUCCAAGAAACAGACUCAGACAGUGACACUUACUCUGAUGAAUCUUCUACCUCGUCGAGCAGUUCUAGUUCUUCAAGUUCUUCAAGCUCCAGUUCUACAAAUAACCUAAAAGAUUUCUCUUCCGAUGAUAGUGUCAAAGAUCCUACGUAUGAAGAUCCAUUUUCUGAAAACCGUAAAGGCCAGUCAGAUUCCGAUGAAGAGCAACAACCACAAGCACAGUUACCUAGCAUUCAAGACUUUCCGCAAUCAGCCGUUAAUAACCAGCAGUUAUUUAAUAUUAAUUCACCAUCACCCACAGUUGAUGAUCAGCCACCUAGCGUUGACGAGCACCCAUCUAGCGUCGGCGAGCAGUCUCCUAGUGUUGAUGUUGAAUCACGCAGUAGGUGUCGUAAAAGAAAAGCAGAACCGCUCUUAUGGAAACGAAACCAGAGCAAGCUAUUAAAAAACAAAGGUAUGUCCUAUACUUCUAUGUCCAAGUCUAAGAAAGUUUAUGAUGCCAAUAAAAUGGGUCCUAUUCUGAAAGUGGAUAAAGUAAGCAAUGGCAUAUUUUUCUUUAAAACAUCGUACGAAGAGGAAGAGUUCAGGUCGGUAUCUACGUUGAGAAAACGCCGCACUAAGUCGAAGGCAGUGCCCGAUAAUAAUUUGACCCUAAACCAACUUUACACUGAAAAGCUUACAGUUCCUGAAGCAAAGAAGCAAGGCAUUUUAAAGCUAAUCCAAAAAAACAUCGUGCCAAGAUUUUAUGAAUCUUUUUAUGCUAAUCUC
Messenger RNA from Brenthis ino (lesser marbled fritillary), 1038 nucleotides. NCBI's taxonomy places the organism in Eukaryota, Metazoa, Arthropoda, Insecta, Lepidoptera, Nymphalidae. The record is from the annotation of a GenBank genome assembly.